AUGUGGCCCGGGAAAAACGUCCAUCUCACCUACGGCGUGGACGGGACGUGCACGUUCGACCGAGCGAACGACUCCUUUGACUUUCCCCGGGUGCGAGGCGCAAAAUCAAACCCGCUGCGGCCUCUCAAGUCGUCUUAUCACUGUCUUGUUCCACCGCAGCUCGACCAGAGAUCGGAAGAUAUUGACACGGGCAGCAUCAAAACGGCGUCUGAAAUUGCAGACCAUACAGCUGACACGUACUUUGUGCCCAAAUCACUACUCAAGGCGGGCCACCAAGAGUCUCUGGCGGCGCAGGACCAUAAAAUAUACGAUCCAACCUACGGAGACCUCCUCGCUAUCCUUCGCUACGACGCUUCUAGAAUUACAGCAAAUCUCCUUAUCAGCACUACAGGCUCAUACGGGAAUAUUCUGGCUGUCAGUAUUCUAGAUUCUUCAGAAAUGCCCGCUCUUUCUACAACCAAGGCUAUUCAAUUUAAUUCUCGAAUAAAGCAAAUCUUCACCAUUCCGGAGACUCGCCACUUUGGAGUCCGCACCAGCGUUAGCGUUAGCAUAUUCGAGGCACAUGUGGAAAGCAAAUUCAGCGUCGGGGUGGCCCGGCUCGUGGAAAUCCCGCAGGAAAGCCUUGCUGGCCAGGCUUUUGCAGACGCGUGUGUCUGUCCUCAAAUGGAGGCAUAUAUUGCAUUGAUAGACGUGAAGGGUAACUUUGGGCUGUUCAAGCUUAUCAAGAGAGAUUUGGACCGCAAUUUCAACGACUACAGGCGGCUGUAUUUGUCUACAAUACACGAUCCUGCAGAGCUGUCCAAUUUCAAGAGAGUACGGUUCUCGCAGCAAAACGACGAGCUUCUGCUCAUGUCUCGAUCGUCGCUGCACCUAUGGUCGUCCAGACAACAGGUGUGCAAGGUGGUAGCAAACUACUGGUCGCGGCUGCUAGAUUUGUGUGUUCCCAAUGGCCAGACUGACUACUGCAUUCUUUUGACCACCAGGGAGAUUUCGUUGGUGCAGCUCUCUGGGUUCGAGCUUGUCUUGGGUUGGUCGCACCAUUUGGACGGACAGGACCUUUCAUUGAAACUUUCUGUGCAGCGAUACAAGGACAUGUUCGAGUGCCAUAUAAUCUCGCAGAUCAAUCCACUGGUAUUGGUUGUUUCGUUUGGUUUUUUGAACGGCAAGGCGCGCAUUUUUGGCGAUCCAUAUUUUUACGUCCCGCAUCCUACAGAGCCAGCUCAAUCCAUCGCGUUUCUAGACUACGGCACGAAAUUUGUCUUUUUUCAGCUCACGCGCGAGCUGGAGAUCUCGCGAAUGCAAAUGCAACGGUCCGAAGGGGACGUUGAGGUUCCAGAAAAAAAGCUACCAAAAACGCAGGAGACAAUUCCAGCGUUGCCUAAAUUUCUAGACACUACAACCAGCAACUGCGGGGACGAGGCCGCAAAGCUGCUGGAAAAAUUCGCCGCAGACGAGAACGACAUGUAUCUCUCCCUGGGAUCGCUGGUUCCAACGGCAGGGCCUGUUCCUGGCAACCUAGAGUCUUUGGUAGCACAAAACGAAUUGGUCGUCUACGACGCGUCAGAGCGUCUUUUUUCCGACCUGGGCCAAAUCCAGAGACUACAUAGUCUUCCAGACGGUCUGUUCCGGCCUCUCAGGCAGUUUGAGAACCGUGAGUCCCGGCUGAAAAGUAUACUGCAGAACAAAAGAAGCCCGUGUUUGGACCGCAUCAACAUCAACCUCGGGCUCAGUCUGCUCACUGUGCACAAAAAGAACCAGGGCGACCGCGGAAUCGAGGAGAUCCGGUCGCAGCUGCCGUUUGAGCUGGCCGCGCUGUUGGACCAGUGGAGACCGCACGAGCCACACGGCACCAGCAUCUUCAGCCACACAGAGCCUCUGAGCCAGGUCCCGGCGAUCAGCACGUCGCAGAGCAGCAAGAAGAAGCUGAAAACGCGGCCGUCGAAGCUUGCUGGGUUCUCGCAGCGGCUCUCUCAAUCGCGCCCUCCGAGAAGCUCGCAGCUGGUCCCGUCCUCGUCACAGAUCAGCACAUUGUCUCCUGCUAGCUCCCAGACCGCGUCUCCGCCAAGCUCGCAGCCCGAGGCACCUGUGCCGUCGCAGCUGCGCUCAUCGCUUCUGACACAGAGCACCUCGUCGCAAAAAAAGCGCAAGAAGCGCAAACUGGGCGGGUUUAUGUAA
Messenger RNA from Ogataea angusta, 2175 nucleotides. RefSeq lists its product as uncharacterized. Lineage: Eukaryota; Fungi; Ascomycota; Pichiomycetes; Pichiales; Pichiaceae. The record is from RefSeq and is a predicted model, not a curated record. Gene Ontology annotation, molecular function: RNA polymerase I transcription regulatory region sequence-specific DNA binding; RNA polymerase I general transcription initiation factor binding. Gene Ontology annotation, biological process: nucleolar large rRNA transcription by RNA polymerase I. Gene Ontology annotation, cellular component: RNA polymerase I core factor complex. The transcript has a single exon. The coding region runs from base 1 to 2175 and encodes 724 amino acids.